UUAACUAUUUUAAUUUUUUUUUUCGUUGGUGGUGGAACCCACGCCUUCUUCUUCGUCAAGCUCGCCGAAAACACGUGAGCUCGACGGCAUCCCAAUCGCCUCCGCCCAGCCGACCUCGCAACCAAUCCCAAUAACCGAUAAACUUGCAAUUCUUGAAACUAGGAAGAGUGAUUGAGGGCUCCCCAAAUACAGAAAUGGCGCGGAGGUUGUGUUUCCGCGUGCCACUUCUUUUCACCGCCGCAAAAUCCCACAUUCCCGUCUCCGCCGCCAGAUUGCUCUACUUCUCAGAUGCCGCCAUCUUCAGAUUCGUUGGCCUCUAUCAUCCCAUGUUUCAAGUUUCUCGUUCAUAUGCCCGUGAUAGACGCCCAAGUUAUGAUCCUUUCGGAGGCAAAGUUCCUAAAGCAGCCGAAUUCGGGAAGGAGUGGGCCAAGAAAAUGGAGGAUGAUGAGAUCAUCUCUGGACAGGCAGCGAAGACGACAGUGAUAACGAAAGAGACGAUGGUGUGUGGGGAAGGAACAGGGAGGUGAACGGUUAUCGGAAUUGGUUGCAAGGUUGGCUGGGGGGAGGCGAUUGGGAUGCCGUCGAGCUUAGGGGCAGAGCGGCGUGUUUGUGGUGAACUGGCGUGUUUCCGGCGUGUUUUCAACAAGUUUCCGGCGAGCUUGGCGAAGAAAAAGGCGUGGGUCCCACCACCAACGAAAUAAAUAAAAAAAAUUAAUUAAAAUAGUCAACGAUGUUAAACGGCUAUUAAGUCGGAGGGGCUAAUUGCACGAAAUUAAGGAUUUUGAGAGUUUGUUUUUAAUCAAAAAAGAAAAAUGAAAAUUCUUAAAA
Messenger RNA from Salvia miltiorrhiza (redroot sage), 828 nucleotides. RefSeq lists its product as uncharacterized. Lineage: Eukaryota; Viridiplantae; Streptophyta; Magnoliopsida; Lamiales; Lamiaceae. The record is from RefSeq and is a predicted model, not a curated record. The transcript is spliced from 2 exons. The coding region runs from base 195 to 527 and encodes 110 amino acids.